Suncus etruscus (white-toothed pygmy shrew) is the source of this 2505-nucleotide messenger RNA. Its product is annotated as thymidine phosphorylase-like. Gene Ontology annotation, molecular function: pyrimidine-nucleoside phosphorylase activity; 1,4-alpha-oligoglucan phosphorylase activity. The coding region runs from base 1 to 2493 and encodes 830 amino acids. NCBI's taxonomy places the organism in Eukaryota, Metazoa, Chordata, Mammalia, Eulipotyphla, Soricidae. The transcript has 10 exons. Gene Ontology annotation, biological process: pyrimidine nucleoside metabolic process; pyrimidine nucleobase metabolic process. The record is from RefSeq and is a predicted model, not a curated record. Gene Ontology annotation, cellular component: cytosol.
AUGGCGGCUCCUGGUGACCUCCCGAGGGGAGGGCCCCCGGGUCAGGGUGACCUCCGGCAGCUCCCCGAGCUCAUCCGCCUGAAGCGCGAUGGCCAGCGCCUGAGCGAUGAGGACAUCCGAAGCUUCGUGCGCGCCGUGGUGGACGGGAGCGCGCAGGGCCCGCAGAUCGGCGCCAUGCUCAUGGCCAUCCGGCUGCAAGGCAUGGACAUGGAGGAGACGGAGGCGCUGACCCAGGCCCUGGCCAACUCCGGGCAGCAGCUGCAGUGGCCUGAGGCCUGGCGCCCACAGCUGGUGGACAAACACUCCACGGGGGGCGUGGGGGACAAAGUCAGUCUGGUCUUGGCACCUGCCCUGGCGGCCUGCGGCUGCAAGGUUCCAAUGAUCAGCGGCCGCGGCCUGGGGCACACGGGGGGCACCCUGGAUAAACUGGAGUCAAUCCCUGGGUUCACAGUCCUCCAGAGCCCGGAGAAGAUGCAAGAGCUGCUCGAACACGUGGGCUGUUGCAUCGUGGGCCAGAGCCAGCAGCUGGUCCCUGCAGACGGCCUCCUGUACGCGGCCAGAGACGUGACGGCCACCAUCGACAGCCUGCCACUCAUCACAGCCUCCAUCCUCAGCAAGAAAGUGGUGGAGAGGCUGUCGGCGCUGGUGGUGGACGUGAAGUUCGGAGGGGCCGCGUUCUUCCCCGACCAGGCCCAGGCCCGGGAGCUGGCGGAGACGCUGGUGGGCGUCGGGGCAGGCCUGGGGCUGCGGGUCGCGGCCGCGCUCACGGCCAUGGACAGUCCUCUGGGCCGCAGCGUGGGCAACGCCCUGGAGGUGCAAGAGGCGCUCCGGUGCCUGGACGGCGCGGGCCCGCCGGACCUGCGGGUCCUGGUCACGCAGCUCGGUGCCGCCCUGCUCUGGCUCAGCGGGCGGGCGGACACGCAGGACGCGGGCGCCGCGCAGGUGGCCGCCGCGCUGGACGACGGCUCGGCGCGGGCCCGCUUCGAGCGGAUGCUGGCGGGGCAGGGCGUGGAGCCGGGCCUGGCGCGCGCCCUGUGCGGGGGGACCCCCGAGCAGCGCCGGCAGCUGCUGCCCCGCGCCCGGCGGCAGGAGGAGCUGCGCGCGCCCAGGGACGGCACCGUGGAGCAGGUCCGGGCGCUGCCGCUGGCGCGCGUGCUGCACGAGCUGGGCGCGGGGCGCAGCCGCGCCGGGGAGCCGCUGCGGCCGGGGGUGGGCGCCGAGCUGCUGGUGGCCGUGGGCCGGCGAGUGAGCCGCGGGACGCCCUGGCUCCGCGUGCACCUGGACGCGCCCGCGCUCGGCGCCGCGCAGCGCCGCGCCCUGCAGGGGGCGCUCGUGCUCUCGGACCGCGCGCCCUUCGCCGCGCCCUCGCCCUUCGCCGAGCUGCUGCUGCCCCCGCCCGCGCCCGCGCCCGCGCGCCGCGCCGCGCUCCGAGCGCAAGCCCGGGCCGGGGCGGCGUGGGACGGGUGCGGAGCCGGCCGGGAGCGCCUGCGGGGACCCAGAGCCGGGCCUGCACCCGCGAGGGCCGGGGCAGCCGGCAGGCGAGGCGAGGCGAGGCUCCCGAAAGCGGGACCGGGCUCUGCAGACACUUGGCCGGCUGCGGGUCCCCGGCGUGGGGUUCCGCCCCCGGGCGCCGAGCUCCCUCGCAGGGUCGGGUCGCCGCCGGGCAUGGCCUGGGCGCUGCUGCCGCGGGCCUCCGCGCGCCUCCGCGGGCGGGGACUGUGCCGGCUCCCGCGGCCGGCCGCCUCCGCCUCCUUUUCCCGGGCCCUGGCCCUGGCCCUGUCCCGGCGGGGCCCCGCGGCCGCCGAGCCGGCCGCGCCGAGCCGGCCGGGAGGGCCGCGGGGCCCGGGGCUGCGCACGCGGCUGCUGGUCACGGCCCUGGCGGGCGCGGGGCUGGGCGGCGCGUGGCUGGCGCUGCGCGGCGAGAAGGAGCGGCGGCGCCGGGAGCUGCGCACCGAAGCCCUGCGCCAGGCCGCCGUGGGCCGCGGCGACUUCAGCCUGCUGGACCACCACGGCCGCCCGCGGCGCAAGGCCGACUUCCGCGGCCAGUGGGUGCUCAUGUACUUCGGCUUCACGCACUGCCCCGACAUCUGCCCCGACGAGCUGGAGAAGCUGGCGCAGGUGGUGCGGCGGCUGGAGGCCGAGCCGGGGCUGCCCGCCGUGCAGCCCCUCUUCGUCACCGUGGACCCCGAGCGGGACGACGCGGCCGCCCUGGCGCGCUACGUGCGGGACUUCCACCCGCGGCUGCUGGGGCUGACGGGCUCGGCCGAGCAGGUGGCCCAGGUGAGCCGCAGCUACCGCGUCUACUACAGCGCCGGCCCCAAGGACGAGGACCAGGACUACAUCGUGGACCACUCCAUCGCCAUCUACCUGCUCAACCCCGACGGCCUCUUCACGGACUACUACGGCCGCUCGCGCUCGGCCCAGCAGAUCGAGGACAGCGUGCGGGGCCACAUGGCCGCCUUCCGGAGCGUCCUGUCCGAGCCCGGUCAUUAAAGCAGGGACAGA